Messenger RNA from Sphaeramia orbicularis (orbiculate cardinalfish), 5308 nucleotides. Its product is annotated as stromal interaction molecule 1-like. The transcript is spliced from 14 exons. Lineage: Eukaryota; Metazoa; Chordata; Actinopteri; Kurtiformes; Apogonidae. Bases 157 to 2196 code for a protein of 679 amino acids. The record is from RefSeq and is a predicted model, not a curated record. Gene Ontology annotation, cellular component: plasma membrane; endoplasmic reticulum. Gene Ontology annotation, molecular function: calcium ion binding; calcium channel regulator activity; protein binding. Gene Ontology annotation, biological process: store-operated calcium entry; activation of store-operated calcium channel activity; intracellular calcium ion homeostasis.
ACAGUUGGUAGAGUUCUGAGGGUGGAGAAGAGAGGAAACAAACAUCUGACUGAUCCACGGACUCUUCCUUUACUUAUUUAUUGUGUCUUAUCGAUCAGCCUUGGACAUAUAUCUGAUCGGAUCGAUGGAUUAGUGCGGGGCGGCGGCUGCGGAGACAUGGAGUGUAUGUGUGUGUGGUUGGUGUGUGUGAGUGUGUUCACUGUGUGUGUCAGUUCUCACAGCGCAUUGGACAGAAGUGAUCAUCAUCAUCAUCACCUGGUUUCCAAUGGCAACACAGCCUCAGAUCUGUGUUUGAUAGACCAGCAGCUCUGUCACGAUGAGAACUCGGUGCUGAGUUUUGAGGCCAUCUGCAGCAUCCACAAACUGAUGGAUGAUGAUGCUGAUGGCACAGUGGACACAACUGAGACUGACGAGUUUCUCAGGGAGGAUCUGAAGUAUCAUGACUCCAAAGCCAAACACAGCAGCUUCCACCGAGCUGACCUUCACAUCAGCGUGGAGGACAUGUGGAACGCCUGGAAGAACUCAGAAGUAUAUAACUGGACGGUGCAGCAGGUGGAGGACUGGCUCCUGGUCAGUGUGGAACUCCCUCAGUACACAGAAACCUUCAGGAAACACCAGCUGGACGGGAGGGCUUUACCUCGACUUGCAGUGAAAAACACCACCCUGACCGUGUCCGUGUUGAAGAUCUUGGAUCGGAGUCAUGCCCAGAAGCUGCAGCUCAAAGCGUUGGAUACGGUGUUGUUUGGACCGCCACCAGACCGGCAGAACCGCUGGAAGGACCUGGUUCUAGCUCUGUCGGUCCUCAUGGCACUGGGCGGCUGCUGGUUCGCCUACGCUCAGACCAGGAAGUCCAGAGAUGACCUGGGGAAGCUGAUGAAGGACUUGGAGGGGCUGCAGAAGGCUGAGCAGAGCCUUCUGGACCUGCAGGAGAAGCUGCAGAAGGCUCAGGAGGAGCAGCGUUGUGUUCAGGUGGAGAAGGUGAAGGUGGAGGAGGAGCUGAGGAACGAGAUCAACUCGGCCAAACAGGAGGCUCAGCGGCUCCGCGAACUCCGAGAGGGAACUGAGAACGAGAGGAGUCGACAGAAGUACGCUGAGGAGGAGCUGGAACAGGUGCGUACGGCGCUGAAGAAAGCAGAACGGGAGCUGGAGUCGAGGGUUCGCUGGACGCCGCCAGAGCCUCUGCAGAAAUGGCUUCAGCUGACGCAUGAGGUCGAAGUUCAGUACUACAACAUUAAGAAACAGAGCGCAGAGAGGCAGCUGCUGCAGGCCCGAGAGGGGGCAGAGAAGAUCAAGAAGAAACGCAGCUCUCUGUUCGGGACCUUCCAUGUGGCUCACAGCUCUUCACUGGAUGAUGUCGACCAUAAGAUCCUCUCUGCCAAACAGGCCUUGGCUGAGGUGACGGCGGCUCUUCGGGAGAAGCUGCACCGCUGGCAACAGAUCGAGUCUCUGACCGGAUUCUGUUUGGUGAAUAAUCCGGGUCUGGGAGCCCUGGCUACGGCUUUGAACCUGGACCCGGCCUUCCUGGGUCUGCGACCUCCGACCCCUCAGCACCUGAUUCUGUCUGAUGACCUGGAUGACAUGGACGAGGACAUCCUGUCUCCUGGGACCCUGCAGUACGCAGCGUGGCAGAUGGACCGGCGAGUGAGCGACCUUUGGCCUCUCAGUGGCAUCGCAGACACCCAGUCACCAUGGAAACACUCUGCUCAGAGUCUGAUGCCCCUGCGACAGAGGACAGGAGACCCCGGUUUGAUGUUCAGCUCUCAGAGGGACAUUAUGAAUCGCUCCGACUCAGACUCCGCCCUCCCCCUCUCCCUCAGCGAACCACGGGGUCUGUACAGCUCUAAGCCCUUCCUCCUGCCCUCUAAGCUCCACCCCCUGAAGCCUCAGGGCUCUGGCGGUAGUCUGGAGAAGAGUUCUAGCCUUGGUGAGCUGAGAGGGAGCCCCGUCCUGGCCUCCGCCUGCUCCACUCGAUCCCUCUGUGUCACAUCAGACGCUGCCGUCGACAGCCCGUUCGCCUUCUCCUCCGCCUCCUCCAGCUCGUCAGGGAGUGCCAGGGGGGCGGGGCUUCAGCCGGCAGUCAGGAGAAGCCCUGUGGAGGAAGAUGGAGGCGUACAAGGGGAGGAGAGUGAGUCCUCAAGUGGACGGAGGAGAAACGCUUUUAAUAAAAUCUUCAAGAAGAAGCAGGGACGACACUAAAGGUCCAGACAUUCUACAUCAGAACCUCAAAACCAUCCGUCAGGACCUUUUCUGCCAAAGUGUUCAACAAAUCCUCAACAUCUCCAACCCUCAAAACAGCAAAUAUACCAAAAACAUCAGUCACUGUGCAAUGUUCACAUGAACAUUCACAAGUCGUCCACAAGACUCUGUGACCUGAAUGCAACACAAACCUGCUCUGUGUCCAAAGACGAGACAUUACAACCUCAGAGACCAAAACUGACUAAAGUGUUCAGAUGCUUUUCAUCGUAUGAUAGAAAGAAAAAUAUUACUCCAGCUUUUAAUUAAUUCUCUCUAUAGUUCAUGUGCAAAGUCCACACUGAAACAUUGUUAGUUUAACACUAAAGGCUUUUACACAUACGAGGCAUGAAAAACCCCCAAUAUAACUGAAUCAGAAUAGAGUCUGCUCAUCCUGCAGGAAUAAUAAUGAAUUCAGCUUCAUCUGGAGGUCUCAGUACAGUCAUUCUAGUGUGAGCUCCAGGGUCUUCUAUUCCUCUGUCUAGUCUAGUCCACAAUAGUUGUACCAUGGGAUGACACUGCUCCACAUGGUGUCUUUCAGUUCAUUGGCUUUAUCAUUUGUGUCUUUCACAGUGUGGAUACAAGUACAAAUAAUGAACUGUUCUGCCAUUGUUCAUAUACAGUGAACUCAAUUGGUCAAUGGCUACAUAUUUGAUCAGAAAAAUAGACUUUGUUCAGAGAAAAAUACAUCUUAUUUUCUGAUGAAAAUUGUUAUUCUCUGUGAAACAAAAGACCUUAAAGCUAUUUCUGUAUUUAUAGACCACUGAGACAUCAGGCUCAUGUUAACUACUCUGGUAUAAAAUUCAAACUGACCAAGUUAUUGUGGCAGAAAAUGAUGUUUUGACUUCCUGUGGGCCAGUCAAUGAAUGGGACUAUUCUGAAAAGAUAAUUUAUUACUCUUUUAUCUCUUGAGCACAACUGCCACUUAACACAUUGGAGGCUACAUUAAUGACUUUGCAGAGAGCUGACUAUUCACUUUUUUUCAUCCUCUAAAUUGUCACAACUCAUCUUUCAAAAGAGCGCAUCGUGCCAAAAACUAUUUUACAGAGGACUUAAUACCUUCGCAGGGCAGAUUUAAUUCUUAUCUUAUGCCUCCCUUGUAACUAUUUCAGGUGGUGCGACCCUUAAAAUAUUGCACUAAUUUAAAAAUUAUGCAUUAUACUACGUUUGACCUUAUGCAGGUGAAACCACAGACAUAUGAUAGACAAGAUGCCUAUAUUGUCAUUGUACUGGUGCAAAACUAAAAAUUCAACCACAUUCCCAUCACAUGUCCAUUAAGGACAGGGGAAAGUGCAUGAGUAUGAAAAAUGAUUUAAAACGCACAAAUAUUAAAUAAAUUCUGUUAAUAUGUAGAUGCUAUGUUGGACAAGCCAUGACAGGUACAAACAAAAAAAGGUAAACGGAAAAGCAUUGAUUUUCCUGGAUGAAACACGCUGUAAUGUUUACAUUUCUCAGCUAAUAUGAGUGAUUUGCUUUUAUAUUUAAGGGCGCAUUAUCAAUGUGAGGUAAAAAAAAAUAUUUGGACAUUCACUUUUUUUCCAUUUAAGUUCAGUUUUAGGUUCAGACUUGUACCAGUUUCUUCCUGGUCUUUCGCUAAAGGUUAGCUUUAAAGUCUGUUACAGUAAAAGCUAAAAUAUUGACAAUUCAUCAGAAUAAGUUAUCACAUAUUUAAUAAACUAUGAAAAAGCUUUUAUAAUUUUAUUAAUAUACCCAAAAUAUUAGGGAGCACAUUUACAAACCUACAGUUCAGUGAAUUUUUUAAUUAAAUUGAGUUUUUAAGAUGAUUAAAUAAUUCAUCAAUGAAGCCAAAUAUGUGACACAUCACAACCAUAUCUUGCAUUUUCAUUCUUUCUGUUCCAUAUUUCUGGACAGUGCCAUAAAAUGCUGAAUAUAUUUUUAAUUUACUGUUUAGUUUUUUUCACUGCAUCAUAUCUGGACUAGACACAAACCCAUUUCACCAGAGCAGAACCUGGAUGUUCUGCUUUCACUCCUCAUUGUCUGUUAGUUCAUUACAGUCAUAUGAAUUGGUUACGAACACCUGAAUGCAUCGUCAAACAGCUGGGCAGCGUGCAGAGGAUUAUGGGACAUGAGGACCAAACCGUACACCAGUGCUGAACAGAGGGAGGCUUUUAUUAUCAAAGUUUCUCUUUGCAGCUGGAAAUUCAGACUGAUGACAAAUAAAUCAGGGGACAACCUUACCUGGUGAUGCAUGAUGGGACGUUUUACCUGGUUGUGUAGAUGUUUCUUUUUCCUGUUUUGUAUGUGCAUAUCAGAGUGAAGUUUAUGGUUUUAUUAUGCAAGUUUUGUAAACAAAGGGCUCCCCUGUUGUCAUAGAUAUAAACACAUAGAUACCACAUCAAUUUUGUUUAUUUUGUCUUACAAUGAAGUUUGUUUUUGUUAUUUGAAAUACAAAACAUUUAUAAAAGAAAAAUAACUUCUGAGUUAUUACAUGUUUCAUUAAAUUGCCUGAAACAUCCCCAAAAAAGCACAAACAAGACAUUUCCUGUUCUCUGAAUGGGAUAUUAUGCUAUCCUAAUAUGGCAGCAGUAUAUAUGCAUCAAUGUGGCAGCUACGUGUUUAUAUCUGUGAGUUUUGUUGAUAUUGCAGGAUGUGAUAGUUCCUGAUUUUAAUAGAAAUGUUGCUAGAUUGAAUUUCAUGACACCAAAGCCUGAUUCAUCAGACACAAAGUUGAAGUAAUUGUAACUGGUGCUCAGAGCAUAAAUAUACACGGUUUUAUUUGUAGAGGAGAGAAAUGAGAUUCUAUUUCAGUAAAACUGAGGAGAUUAUUUAAAGAUGGCCAUUUGUGUUAAGAGGGCAUGUAACAUUUGAGAGAUUUUUGCAACAAUAACAUUUUUUCCUGAAUUAACUUAGUUUGGUACCAGUUAUAAACUCAGGUAUCAGUGGAUAUAAAAUAUAUGGACUCAUCAAAACACCAAACAGCUUCUCAUUGAAGAUAUGUCAUCGUCAAUGAAACAGAGCUGAGGUCAGGCUGUUUAAUUUAUUGUCACUGUUUGACGUUCACAUGUAGAGAAAUUUCAGAUUUUACUGAGAUGCAAAAAUAAAAUGUUUCUGCACA